This is a messenger RNA of Abrus precatorius (Indian licorice), 1160 nucleotides long. RefSeq names its product transcription factor bHLH92. The record is from RefSeq and is a predicted model, not a curated record. The transcript is spliced from 3 exons. Lineage: Eukaryota; Viridiplantae; Streptophyta; Magnoliopsida; Fabales; Fabaceae. Gene Ontology annotation, molecular function: protein dimerization activity. The coding region runs from base 40 to 822 and encodes 260 amino acids.
CUUACUCAACCGCCGCGGAAAUUAAAGUAAACCCAACACAUGGAUCGGUUUUUUCCUGAGAAACUUCUGGGUGAGAUUUUCUGGGAUGAAUCUCUCUUAGCCACAAACCAAAGUGAUUUUCUCCAGAAUUCCCAGUUCGUGAAGGAUCAACCUUUUCUUCGUUCAACUCAAAGUGCUUUCGUUCAAUAUCGAGAACUACCCAUAAUCAAUUCUCCAAAAUGGUCAAAUUCUCAAACCAUGAGUAAGAGAAUGAUUGCGUUCUUGAGAAAAAGUUUGACCGCAGAGAGCAACACGGGAGCAGAGCAUGAAAGAGAACGUUGUUUUAGGCACAUGAUUAACGAAAGAAUGAGGAGACAGAGGCAGAGACAGUGUUGCUUGGCCCUGCAUGCGUUGUUACCUCAUGGAACCAAAACGGAUAAUAAUUCUGUAAUUCAAAUGGCAGCCAAGGAGAUCAUUCGGCUACAAGGAUGCAGAGAAGAGUUGCAGAGGAAAAAUGUUGUUCUUGAAGCAAAUCUUGAAGACGUGAAGAGCAACAGAGUUGAGGGAAGCAAAGUUCAAUUUUUAAGAGUUCCAUAUCCUACUUCGGGGAUAGAUUCUAUGAUUGAGACCCUCAAAUGCUUGAAAUACCGUGGAGUGGACACCAGAAGCAUCAAAUCAACUUUUUCCCCGCAUGAGUUGUUUGCAGCGUUAGAGACAGAGACCAAGGUUGCAGAUGCUGAAGUGGAAAGGGCAAUUUGGAGCACACUUGAUGAACUUGAGUGGAGCUUUCUUUCCCAUGCCAUUGAAGGUUCUAAAAGGCAAAGGCUAGAUCUGAAGCUUUAGACCAAACUGAGUUUUAUUACCCAAAAGAAAAGAGGAGGUUGGAUUUGUAAAUAGACGCGCGAUGAAGAAGACAUGUACGGGUCAAUUGAUUUUUGGUUUUAUUUAUAGUCGUCAAGGUUGUCUACAUGUGAAGUCUUCUAUGAAAUGAAGAUUCGAAAACGUCGCACACGCGUUCCAUUCACCUAAUACAAGAAACGUAGAAGGCAAUUAAUUGACAGAAAACCGUAAAUAAUUUAAGUUGAAGUUGUAUUUUAUGAAAUUCUUAUUAAAUAAUUUAUGUGUUCUAUCAAUAUAUUAAAUUCUUAUUAUAUGAAAUAAAAUACUGAGACCGUUAAUCC